Molecule: messenger RNA, 1708 nt
Organism: Triticum aestivum (bread wheat)
Lineage: Eukaryota; Viridiplantae; Streptophyta; Magnoliopsida; Poales; Poaceae
Product: trihelix transcription factor GTL1-like
Exons: 4
Coding region: 1-1584 (527 amino acids)
Source: RefSeq, a predicted model, not a curated record
AUGUACAAGUUGUACCAGAGCGAGCUUGACGCGAUCACGCCUGAGCAGGUGAUAUGGGGGCCGUUGGAUAGGAAAAGGCAGCGGAAGAUUAAGGAUUGGGACAAGCAUCACAGAAACCAGCGCCGUCGCCUCCUCUCCGGACCUGGUGCCGCCGAGAAGCCGCCCACCACCGAGGCCAGCAGCUUCCCCGCCGACGACAUGCUCGGCGACUCCGGCGGCAACGGCGGCGGCGGGCCGUGGCCUGUCCGCAACCAGUGGCCGCGGGAGGAGACGCUGGCGCUCAUCAGGAUCCGGUCGGAGAUGGCCGCCGCCUUCCGCGACGCCGCCGUCAGGGGCAAGGUUCCCCUCUGGAUCUGGGAAGAGGUCUCCGGCAAGCUCGCGGAGCUCGGCUACGAGAGGAGGAGCGCCAAGAAGUGCAGGGAGAAGCUCGGGGGCAUGCACAGGUCCUACAAGCGCGCCGAGCAGAGCCGGGCCGGCAGGCAGGACGGCAGGACCUACCGCUUCUCCGAGGCGCUCGACGCGCUGCACGCCGCCACCGCCCGCGCGUGGCUGCAGAAGCACCAGGAGCAGCUGCUGAUGGUCCUCGGCGGCCGCGGCCCCCCGCAGCCGCACGCCGCCUUCUCGGCGCCGCGGCCGAUGAGCGCAAUGCCGCCGCCGCCGCCGCCGCCACCGAGGUUCCCGAUCAUGCCGGCUCCUGUUUCCUGGGCGGCGCCUGCGGCGGCGGUGGAGCUCCCCCAGCCACCUCCCGUCUGUCUGCAAGGCCUGAGCGUCCCGUCCAUGUCCGAGUCUGGGUCCGACGACGACGACGGGCCCGAGGACGGCGAGAUGGCGGCGGCGACCGGCGACGGCCCGGGCGGCCUCGGCAAGCGCAAGCGCGGCGGCGUCAGGAAGAAGAUGAUGGCUUUCGUGGAGGGGCUGAUGAAGCAGGUCGUCGAGAGGCAAGAGGAGAUGCAGCAGCGGUUCCUGGCGGCCAUGGAGAAGAGGGAGGCGGAGCGCGCGGCGCGGGAGGAGGCCUGGCGCCGGCAGGAGGUGGCCCGGCUCAAGCGCGAGCAGGAGCAGCGCGCGCACGAGCGCGCCGCGGCGGCCGCGCGUCACGCCUCCGUCAUCGCCUUCAUCCAGCGCGUCGGCGGGCAGGCCGCGCAGGUCCCGCCCGUCGUCUUCCCUACGCCGAUGCCGACGCCGACGCCGACGCCGAUGCAGUUCCAGACGUCGCUGCCGUCUCAGGCCACACCGGAGCCCAUCGCAGCCGCGCCGCUCCAACGCCACCCACCGCCGCAACCUCGACAGAAGCUGCCGCCGCGACGAGCCACACCACCGCCGCCGCAGCAGCAGCAGGCCAUCCCAGCUGCGCCGCUCCAAUGGCAGCCACCGCCGCCGCGAGCCACGCCGCCGCAGCCCAUCCCAGCCGCGCCGCUCCAAUGGCAGCCGCCGCCGCAACCACCACAGGCACAGCACAAGGAAAUGACGCGGGAAGAGGCGCACUGCCCCCGACUUCAGCCGGCUCAUCAUCACUCGCCCUGGUUACCGCCGCCAUGGAGCAGUGCUUCUCCCAAGUUUGCAGAUCACAGCUUGCAGCAGUCGUAGAAAACAGUGGUUCUUUUUGAGAGCAUGCAACAGCGAGCGAGCGGUGAAGCACGGAAGGCGCGCUGCAACCGGUCAAAUUUCUGCUACCACCAAUUUUCAUGUUCAGGAUUAAAAUCAAAACAAA